Molecule: messenger RNA, 1232 nt
Organism: Anolis sagrei ordinatus
Lineage: Eukaryota; Metazoa; Chordata; Lepidosauria; Squamata; Anolidae
Gene: METTL1
Product: methyltransferase 1, tRNA methylguanosine
Biological process (GO): RNA (guanine-N7)-methylation; tRNA methylation
Cellular component (GO): tRNA methyltransferase complex
Molecular function (GO): tRNA (guanine(46)-N7)-methyltransferase activity
Source: RefSeq, a predicted model, not a curated record
UCCCGCGCGCCUCCCGCCUGCUGGGUCUCCACGUGGUUAGCGGUUCCCGCGAUGGAGGGAGUCUUGCCGGAGGCGGGCCCUCCGCCGCCUCAGAAGCGCUUCUACCGGCAACGCGCCCACUCCAACCCGCUGGCGGACCACACGCUCCACUAUCCUGCCAAGCCUCAAGAAAUGGACUGGUCCCUGCUGUUUCCAGAUUUCUUUGCCCCUUUGACCAAAGACAAUCAGCACGAUGAUCCAAAGGAUGUGGAAGAGAGAACCAAGCCUGCAUCGCAAGUAGAGUUUGCUGAUAUUGGCUGCGGCUAUGGGGGAUUGCUGGUUGCCUUGUCACCUCUGUUCCCUAACACAUUAAUGCUGGGCUUGGAGAUCCGCGUGAAGGUCUCGGAUUAUGUGCAGGACAGGAUCCGGUCCCUGAGAGCAUCUCAUCCUGGGCAGUUCCAGAAUGUCGCCUGCAUUCGCAGCAAUGCCAUGAAGCACCUGCCCAACUUUUUUCAGAAGGGACAGCUUUGCAAGAUGUUCUUCCUCUUCCCCGAUCCUCAUUUCAAGAAGACGAAACACAAAUGGCGGAUUAUCAGCUCGACUUUGCUGGCAGAGUAUGCUUAUGUCCUGCGGGAAGAGGGUCUGGUAUACACCAUCACAGAUGUAGAAGAAGUACAUAAAUGGAUGGUUACACAUUUUGAAGAACAUCCCCUUUUUGAGCAAGUGCCGCUGACAGACCUGGUGAGAGAAAACGAAAGUUCCAGUGACCCCAUUAUUGACCUCCUGGGCACCUCGACUGAAGAAGGGAAGAAGGUCCAGAGAAAUGGAGGGAAAACCUUUCCAGCUGUCUUCCGGCGCAUCAGCGACACAACACAGGAAGUGGCGGCAACAUGAGUGGGGAUUUCCUGAGCCUGCUCUGGAGUCACAUUCUCCACGUCUUCCUGAGAAGAGAAAGCGCUUCAACUUAUGGGUUGCAUCAAGAAUGAAAUGGGCUGAAAGGGUCACACUGGAGUCAAGCAUCUAUAAAUACAGCUGGGAAAAUACCCAGAGACGCGCCUACGGGCUUGCUUGUGUUAUUGUAUUUUGCCCAUAGAAGGUGCUGGGUGGGAUAUAUGGCCUUCAUGAAUAGAAGUGGGAGUUUUAGACAUGAAUCCCAGGACCAAUAGUUAUGAGACAAAAUUGUGUCGUCUCCCAAUCCACAGUAUAUUUAUAACAUUAUUUGUCAAUGAGUAAUAAAUCCCAAGAUACAGGAA